GAGAGCAUUGGAGCGGAAGGAAGGUAAGAAGGCAGCCUCUUCCUUUCCAAAGAGAAAAGACCGAGGAGUGCUUCCCAGGCAAAGUGGACAAGAAACCCAACCCCUGAGCAAAGCCAUCUCCGGAGGAACCGUGUUGAAUUUGGAGUCGCACCAGGGAAGGGAAGGAAGGGCAAAGGGAGGAGGCGCCAUGGCCUCUGGGUGGCCAGAUCUAGCGCUCUUCCUCUUCCUCGCCUGCUUCCCGACAGGCUGUAUCUCUGUCCUGGUAACUGUCCCAGAAACUGAGCGAUACACCAUGUUAUUUGCCUCUGUGAUACUCAGGUGUGAUUAUAGUACCUCGGCACCAUUGCAGGAUGUGGUAGUUACCUGGCGUUUUAAAUCCUUUUGCAAGGAUCCCAUCCUUGACUACUACUCUUUUGCCUAUCAGGCAAGCCUAGGUCUGGGCCAAGAUCCUUCUAAUGAUUGCAAUGACAAUCAACGGGAAGUGCGAAUUGUCGCUCAGAAAAGGGGGCAGAAUGAACCUGUCCUGGGUGUUGAUUACAGCCAGCGGAAGAUCACCAUUAGAAACAAAGCAGAUCUCGUGAUCAAUGAAGUGAUGUGGUGGGACCAUGGAGUCUAUUACUGUGCUGUUGAAGCUCCAGGAGAUACAUCUGGUGACCCAGAUAAAGAGGUCAAGCUCAUUGUUUUGAACUGGCUGACAGUAAUCUUGAUCAUCAUUGGUGGCCUGCUCCUUCUGUUGCUGAUUGGGAUAUGCUGGUGCCAGUGUUGCCCCCAGCACUGUUGCUGCCAUGUGCGCUGUCCCUGCUGCCCAACUCGCUGCUGUUGUAAUGAAAAAGUCCUGGAACGACAUCAAUUCAUGAAGCAGGCUCGACAGCUUUUGCCAUGGAUGGCACAACACUCCCAGUCAUCUUCAUACCAACUAAACCCACUGUUAAAGCGAGAAAUGUCUACACAUAGCAGUCAGCCUCUGAUGCCUCCACUUCCUCAAAUGCCCCACAGCAACAAGUUCUUAGACCAUCUUGAGUCUGAACUCAGGAAUCUCAACCUUUCCCAGCCUGUGCUGCCUUCACGUUAUGUUGGGGUCAGCCGACAGCCUAGCAUCCUUUCUUCUCUGGGCCCAGAGAUUGUUGAACGCAGAGUGAUCCAGCUGCCUCCCUUAGUGGAGCACAUCCCUUCUUCUCAGAGAUCUAGCAGUUCCUCACGCCCACGUCGGACUAUCCAUACCCCAAGACCACGUAGCACCCCAAAUGAGGAAGAGAGGCCGGGGAGUAGGCGGAGGCGGCGUUUGUCUUUGGAUGAAGAUUUCCAUUCCAGUGAUGAUCAAGAAUCAUGGAGCAGAAACAGGGAGCCCAGAGCUGAGAGGCAGAGGGAUAGCAGCUAUUAUGACCGAUCUCGGAGUUCUAGGCCAGGCACAGCAUCCUUAUUGCAUAGUAGGAACAGUCUUCACUCCUAUCCAGAGGAGGCUAGGAGGGAGACUUCCAGACAACAGUACUCUGACAGAAGAUAUCAGCGAUCAGAGCGAGAGCCUUAUCGACAGAGCAGUGAUCGCAGGAGCCGCCAACGACAUCGGAGCUAUUCUCCCCCUUCCCGACGGGACUCUUGGAGCUCAUCUGACGAGUCUGAGCGCCUCCGGAGGAAAAUGAGACAACAUUACCAGCAUCGUUCCCCAAACUGGGCAGAGGAUAAACCCCCCAGUUAUACAUCAGUUGAAAAUGGCUCAGCCAAAGGUGGCAUAAACAGAAGCCGGACAGAGCGGCAAUCGGAAAAAGACAGUUCUCGCAGUGGAAGGAGUGUGGUCCUCUAGCCCCUUUUUAGUUUGGCUCCAGCAUCAUAAGUGACUGUGUCUGCUCACUUGAGAUAUAGUCAUCUCUGGUUGUGAACAUUAGCCAUCAAGCAUCUCAUGAUUUCAUGGUUUCCUCAACACUUUCUGCCUUCAGUUGUUUACUUUGAAUACUUUAAUUUCCAAUAUGGUUGUUUAUGAAAAGGCAUCACUAUCCUAAGAAAAGUUCCUUGUUAUGUAUUUAUUUUGUAUUUAAGGAAUAUCCCAGCAUUAGCCAGAGUGUCAGCCGUUGAAAAAAACAUAGCCACAAGGGAUACAAACCAGUAAAGCCAUUGAAAAUAAAGUUUCUUCAUAAAAAUGGUUAGAAAUAGGCAGAAAAAAUCUUUAGAUGCCGAUGCAUGCUGAAGCCAGUAUGCUUAUGUGUUUGACUUCAGUCUCAACUGAGUUUACAAUAUGUUCAGAAUGCUUUUUAAUAUCUACAUAAUUAAAAAGCAUUGAGGACAUAACUGGGUGGAUCUUCCAGUUUGGGGGUUGAGCACCAUCAAUAUAUUGAUCAUAUUCAGCGUUCUCUUUGUUCUGUAACUGAUGCAAGGAGGUUGUGGAAAUCCAAAAUCAUUGUCUGGAUGCAAGGAAGACUAGGUGCUGCUGAAUCAACUGAAGUUCAAUCCAGACAAGACUCAAGUGCUGUUGGGCAAUAAGAAAACCAAUUUGGGAUUGACAUCACAACUUCUUCAAGCUUGUUGCUUAGGGGACUUUUCCUGGCCACUCCAAGCUCAUGAAAGGUUGGGUGUCUUCAGGGCUCAAAAGUAUUUUUGCCCAGCUUCAGUUAGUUUACCAUUUCCUGUGGAAGGCAGAUCUGGCCACAGUAGUUCAUACCUUCAACACUCUCUGAUUAGAGUACUGUAAUUAGUUUUAUAUGGGGCUGCCCUUGAAAAGUGUUUGGAAAUUGCAGCUAGUAAAAUUAGCAGGAGUCAAACUGCUAUUUCAUGUGUCUGUGUGUGU
Anolis sagrei ordinatus is the source of this 2779-nucleotide messenger RNA. RefSeq names its product immunoglobulin like domain containing receptor 1 (gene ILDR1). NCBI's taxonomy places the organism in Eukaryota, Metazoa, Chordata, Lepidosauria, Squamata, Anolidae. Gene Ontology annotation, molecular function: high-density lipoprotein particle receptor activity. The record is from RefSeq and is a predicted model, not a curated record. Gene Ontology annotation, cellular component: plasma membrane.